AUGACAAUCGAGGGAAAGUUACGACUCUCUCUACCACCUAUUCUGCUCGGCUACGAAUUGCCUAACGCUUCGACCUCGGGCCUCUUCAACCUUUUAAGGACAACCCCGGUUCCCGGGGCAGUGACCAACGCCACUCUGCUGUCGCUCUUUAUCACCCUUGACCCGGCCAUCCAGCCGCCAGAUGAGAUCACUGAUCGGGUAAGCUGA
Messenger RNA from Protopolystoma xenopodis, 207 nucleotides. The record is from the annotation of a GenBank genome assembly. Lineage: Eukaryota; Metazoa; Platyhelminthes; Monogenea; Polystomatidea; Polystomatidae.